Cylicostephanus goldi is the source of this 377-nucleotide messenger RNA. Lineage: Eukaryota; Metazoa; Nematoda; Chromadorea; Rhabditida; Strongylidae. The record is from the annotation of a GenBank genome assembly.
AUGCUGGUAGUGCAUUUGGUGGAUGUAUCCGUGGUGGAGCAUGUCGAAGGGGAUGCGUGUCGUUUCGGUCUUCGUAUCGGGACGGUUGCUAGCAACGAAAAUCGCAUUGAUUUGAGGAGUGCUCCACAACCAAAGGAGGAAGUCAAGAUAAUGUGGAUAAAGCGAAUUCGCGAACUUACUCAAGCAUUGCUACCACUGAAUCUUGGAGUAGGUUUGGAGGGCGUACCACCUUCGGGUACCUCAUCAUCUGCACCUUCCGUAUCAGCACGAUCAUCAAAGGAUUCCGUGGACAAUGAAGAGACAUCAUCGCUUGAGUCCCAGCGAUUAUCCAUGCAAAGCGUUGACAGCAACCAGGUUCGUUGUGAAUUUGAAUAGCA